GCGUAUUUAGGAAUGGGAAGGGGCGAUGGAAUGUGCCCAUCACUUCCUCGCGAUCGUUCCCACUUUUUGACACUGACAGUCACACAUCGACAUUUCUAGAUUGUAUUUCUAAGUCAACAUGUGGAAGAUCACUGCACUAUCAUUGCUCGCUGCCUGCGUUGCUGGACAGUCAUGUCCUCUCGCAGGGCCAGCCUUCCCGGCUCCACGGAGAGUGAUAGGCAGCGUCGCCAUGGACCACGCGGUUGGCAACUUCACCAGCUCGUUGCAGCGGAUCCUCCACGCGACAGACGAUCCACAGGUGACUGCGAUCGAUCCAGACGCGACGUCAUUCGCGGUGCAGGUUUUCAGCACCCACGACGAGCGUCCCAUUCUCGAACACUACCACACAGCCACCUCUGCGCGAAACAACACGGUCGGCGUGAAUACGGUGGACGAGAACACUGUCUUUCGAAUUGGAAGCACUUCCAAGUUGUGGACGGUUCUGCUACUUCUUAUUGAAACCGGCGAUUCGUCCUUCCACGACCCGAUCUUCAAGUACAUUCCGGAGCUGCGCGAUGUCGUCAGACUCGGGAAGGCCAACAAUUCCUACAUUGACAGCGUCGAUCAUGUUCAAUGGGAGGAUGUUACGGUGGGAGAGAUUGUCAGCCAAAUGGCCGGUCUCGAGAGGGCCUUUGGCCUGAGUGACCUGGCUCGGACGCCCUCUGUGGUUGAGCAGCUUGGAUUCCCCCAUCUUCGACGCUCUGAAGUACCUACAUGUGGCCUUGGACCAGCCUGUACUCGAGCUGAAUUCUUCGCCGGCCUGCUCAAGAGACACCCGGUCCUUCCGACGUCGUCAGGCCCUGCGUACUCGAAUGAUGCCUUCCAGCUGCUUGCGUAUGCAAUUGAAUCAAUGUUCAACAUCCCGUAUCAGGAUCUCCUGGAGAAACGGUUAAUACAGCGGCUUAACCUAACCCACUCUUCCUAUGGAAAGCCUGCCGAUAACCUGGGCAUCAUCCCAGGUCCUAUGAAUAUGACACACUGGGAUACGGAUCUGGGCGACCUAACACCGACUGGCGGGCUAUACUCAUCUACAAAAGACAUGACCACCCUGGGCCGUGCGAUUUUGAACAGCGACCUUCUGUCCCCUGCGCAAACCAGACGCUGGUUGAAGCCGCACUCUCAAACUGCUGACCCCAGCUUUUUGGUUGGUGCACCGUGGGAAAUAUACGUUGUCGACGACCCUCGUCCGAUCGACUUAUAUACCAAAUCUGGAGACCUCGGCAGCUAUUCGGCUAUGAUGGGCGUUUCUCCGGAUCACAAUGUUGGUUUCGUCAUCCUCGUUGCGGGUGAGAAGACAACUCAAACUGUGUACGCCUUGGCCGAUCUUUUUGCAAAGGAGAUCAUUCCAGGUCUCGAAGAUGCCGCCAAAGAAGAUGCAAGGGACCGAUUUGCUGGGACAUAUAGCCUAGGCGGCUCUACUCUGACACUUACAACUGAUGACGGCCCUGGGCUGAAGAUCAAGAGGUGGCAGAACAAGGGAAAGGAUAUGCUAGAGUCACUGGCAACCCUACAGCCAACUGAAAUCGAGGGACAGCUGGAUGUCAGAUUGUAUCCCACCGGACUGGAGAGCCCAGGCAGGAUCUCGUUCCGGAGCGUUGUGUCAGGAUCAGCCCCAACCGGGCCAGUCAAUGGACCGUUCACGCGUGCCUGCAAGUCAUGGCUGUCUGUAGAUGGCCAGGUGUACGGAUCGGUCGGCCUUGAUGAGUUUGUAUUUGAUGUCCUAGACAACGGUGGUGCUGUUCGUGUUUCCCCACGCAGUUUGCGAGUAUCAUUAGCGAGGGUGAGGUAGAGUUUAUUGAUAGCCUUAUACAUUAAUAACGAUUAAUACUGAUUGAAGUUUGACCGUCGUAGUACUCAUAAUCAAAUAUGCAGACAUGGGCUUUAGGAAAUCCCGUUAAUUGGGAAGUGGACACGGCGAAAAGGUAUAUCCGUGGGGGUUUCUAUAUACAAGGAGGAUAAUAUC
This is a messenger RNA of Aspergillus versicolor CBS 583.65, 2002 nucleotides long. RefSeq names its product serine hydrolase domain-containing protein. NCBI's taxonomy places the organism in Eukaryota, Fungi, Ascomycota, Eurotiomycetes, Eurotiales, Aspergillaceae. The transcript has 4 exons. The record is from RefSeq and is a predicted model, not a curated record. The coding region runs from base 119 to 1828 and encodes 569 amino acids.